AUGGGGUUGAUAGCAUUUUCGUUCGUUUUUCUAUCAACGAUUCCUGUUGCCCUAGCAUCGCAGAUUCCAAAUCAAAUCCGGAGCCCAGAAACCACACACUAUGGAAACCAAUCCUAUCCGGGUCAAAAAGGGCGUGACUAUGACUACACCUCGUUCAAUCGCAACCAAACCUACCGCGCUGCAGCCGUUAUUGAAAUGUUUCGUUUCGCCUGGAACGGGUACUCCACCUACGCCUUCCCGAACGAUGACCUCCUACCCGUUAACAGCUCUUAUCGCAAUUCGCGCAAUGGAUGGGGAGUGGCCGCAGUUGAUGGCCUCGACACCGCAAUUAUAAUGGAACAAGAGGACAUCGUCAAUCAGAUCCUGGACUUCAUUCCCACCAUCGACUUUACUAAAACUAAAGCACCAGUGUCUUCGGUUGUGUCAUUAUUUGAAACAAAUAUCAGAUACAUUGGGGGAUUGUUAUCAUCAUACGAUCUUCUCAAAGGGCCAUUUUCGCACCUAGAUGUGGACGAUGAUAAAGUAGAUGCUCUACUAUCACAAUGCAAAAUCCUCGCAGAUACCCUCAAAUUCGCUUUUGAUACCCCAACUGGUAUUCCCGUAAACAGCAUCUUCCCCAAUAAUCGAACCUUCUCAGCUCGUGGUCGCAGGCAAGACGGAAUACGCACCGCAGGACUUGCCGAGCUUGGAACUUUGGUUCUGGAAUGGCAACAUCUUUCCGACUUGACCGGAGACCCCGAAUACGGUGAUCUAGCACAAAAGGCGCAGUCAUACUGGUUCAAUCCCUCCUCCGAGAUCUGGCCUGGACUUACUGGAGGCAACUUCAGCGUUGAGACCGGCGAGAUUCUUGACGAAUAUGGAGGCUGGACGAGUGGGAACGACAGCGCAUACGAAUAUCUUAUCAAGAUGUACGUCUACGACCCCGAUCGCUACCAAAACUACUCGAAGCGCUUCAUUGAAGCCGCGGACUCCACAAUUGCCCAUCUGCUCUCCCAUCCCUCCUCACGACCUGAUCUCACAAUGGCCGGAUCCUUCACUGGUAGCGCGGUGCAAAAUUAUAGCGAGCAACUCGCUUGCUUCAUUGGUGGAUCUUUCAUACUCGGAAGCACUGCAUUGGAUCGGCCCGACUACCUCAAACACGGCCUCGACUUCUGCGAAUUCUGUGCGAAUGGAUAUCGGUACACGGCAAGCGGAAUUGGGCCGAUAGUCUACUCUUGGAACCUUACGGAAUUGAGCUGGUCAAAUUUUACAAAUCAGACAGAUCUAUACGAGAAAGCAGGUUGGUUCAUAGAUGACAACACAGCCUUCCUGAACGGCCAAGCACCAGAAGCCAUCGAGAGUUGGUACUACGCGUACCAGGUCACGGGGAAUCAAUAUUGGAGAGACGUUGCAUGGGCGUACACGCUCGCACAAAAUCGAACCGAGAGAGUGGGAAGUGGAUUUAGCAGUAUCUUGAAUGUGUUGAAGGAAGAUGGAGGCGGCUGGGAGAACAUCCAGGCAAGUUAUAUGCUUGCUGAAGUGCUGAAGUAUCAAUACUUAAUACAGGCUCCGGAGAAGAAGAAGGGGAUUUGGGAUGUCGAGUAUACACCUGAUGGGGCUGGACAGGGCGGGAACGUGAAUUAUUUUGUGUAUAAUACCGAGGCUCACCCGUUUCGAGUUCGGGCGGAGAAACCUGUGUAGAAUGGAGGUGCGCAAGGGG
Molecule: messenger RNA, 1699 nt
Organism: Lindgomyces ingoldianus
Lineage: Eukaryota; Fungi; Ascomycota; Dothideomycetes; Pleosporales; Lindgomycetaceae
Product: seven-hairpin glycosidase
Exons: 1
Coding region: 1-1680 (559 amino acids)
Biological process (GO): carbohydrate metabolic process; N-glycan processing
Cellular component (GO): Golgi membrane; endoplasmic reticulum
Molecular function (GO): calcium ion binding; mannosyl-oligosaccharide 1,2-alpha-mannosidase activity
Source: RefSeq, a predicted model, not a curated record